AUGGACUCAAAUGAUUCAACACUUCAAACUUUAGCAUUUAGCUUGAUCUGCCAUUUGGUCAAAAGAGUCAGCAUCCAAGAUAAUGACGGAGUUUUGCUCCUGGAGCAGAGUUUUUUGGUGUUACCCAUACUCAUUCCGAAGUUGGCUGACCCUAAACAAAAUGUUAAGAUCGCCGCUGGAAGAGCCUUGGAAGCUUAUUGGCUUUCUGCUUCUUCCAAGGUUGAUUCUGGUCUUAUUGAUUUUGGCUUGUCCAAUAGAAAUCCAUUGGUUGUAAAUGAAUGCAUAGUGUGGAUCAAUCAUAUUCUUACAACCAUCAAUCCCUACUUGAAACUCGAUACAUUUUUCGAUGUGCUUGCAUCCACCCUCAAAAAAUAUGAAUCUCAACAAACCAUUGUGGAGAAUAUCAAAACAUUGUUCGCAAACUACUAUGAUUUAAAACAUAAUAAUCUUCGCAAAUUCGAGUUACAGCGUGUUUUGGAAACACACAAUGUGAACACUGCUCUACGAAGAUCUAUAAUGGGAACCGAUGACAUAAUUUCCCGUGAGGUAGACCCUAAACCUCCUGUGAAGAAGAACGUCCAAUCAGGAGCCCUCGAAGAGCCAGAGAGGCCUCGGCUGGUCGUUCAUCUCCUGAAUAAACGGUCGUCGCCAAGCGUACAACAUAGUGUCCCUUUACAACAAUUUGCACAAGAAGAUGAGACCAUAGCGGUGCCCCUUGAUUCGAAAUCAUCUCAGCUUGAGAACUUACUCUCUCGUCUCCCAAAUUAUGCAUUCGACAAUGGUAUUGCUGUUGUGAACGUGAGCGAUCAAAAUCAGAUUUACAAGAUAGUCACGGAAAUGCUUCCCAAUUUUGAAAACAAAGAGUCAGAAAAGAAUUGGUUGCCCCGUGAGAAGAGCAUUCUAAAGUUGCGUUCUCUUCUUAGGGGAAACGCGCCUAACGAUUACCCCCAAGUUAUGAUUACAGCAAUUAAGGAAAUUGCAGAAGGAAUAUGUAAGGGCCUAUUAUCUCUACGAACAACUCUAAACGUGAAUUCUUGUCAACUUGUUAAGGACAUGACUUUUAUUUUCGGCGAUGACUUUGAUCCCUUGGCCGAAGUUUUCUUUCCUACAUUAAUGAGGUUAUGUUCUGCAACAAAACAUUUGACUACUACGAAUGCACAUGUGGUUGUUUGUGCAAUUCUUUCAAACUGUGCUUUCCACCCUAGACUAAUGCAUAAGAUUGUGGUCGCCUCGUCCGAUAAGAGCGCUACGACCAGGUCCUACUCUGCUUUUUGGAUGCAGAUCAUGAUACUAAGGUUUUCGGACACGGAACAACAGAAAGUAGUAGUGGAUGUGGCUGAGAAAGUUUUACCGAAACUAUUAUCUGACCCUAGCUCUCAAGUGCGUCAAGCGGCAAAGGAGGCUUACAAGAAAUACAAUGAAUUUCUUCCCCAGCAUGCAAAUGAAUUGUUGAAAGGUCUCGAUGCCAAUGUUUUGCGAGCAUUGGAAAGAUCAUUACCAGAGUCUCUUGGGAGCACAAAACCGUCUCUUCUUUUGUCAAAGAGAAAACCGUCGUUGAAGGAAUCCAUUAUAGCCAAAAAUAAAGAAUUGAAGAAUAAGCGAACGGAAUCGAGGUCCAGCUCCAGAAAUUUACCUCGUCGUCCAACAGAUAACGGUGUGGAUGGUCCAGAUAAUUUACAACCUGAACAUGCAACAAGCACUACGCAUAAGCAAACGAGAAUUUCCAGUCAUCCCAGUUUGUCUCUUCUGUCUGACGCUCCCGCUAUUCCUCAUUAUGCACAAUCCACAUUUUCUCAGCGGUUUUCAAGCAAUCCUGUCCAGAGAACUACAAAACAUACUGCGGAUCAUGCAAAGGAUCUAAUUUCGAAGACUAAAUCAUCUCCUGAAGCCGCCCAUAGAUUGUUGUCAAAUCGCGUAAUUGAGAGGCACGUUCCGUUCAACAAGAAAACAGACCCUCUCAUCAAGUUUCUUUCUUCCAAUCAAGAUGAGUUCAUCCUGGAGGGUGUUAACUUAUUACGGUACGCAAUAAUCGGCGAUGAAGAUUUGACAGAGGAUGUUUUGAAUGCUAUUAGACGAAUUUCCAUUACAAAUCCCCAAUUGUUGCGUCCCUUGUUUUCAGAGGGCGACAAUCUUCUUAACAAAACUAAAAGUAUCUUCUCCUCGGAGGACUUCAUGAGACUAUGUGCAAUCUUACUAUCUCUGACCGAAAGAGUUGUGAAUACGAUCAUCUCUGUAAUGGACGUCGAUGUCCUCUAUGCGACCGUUUCAACACUAGUGUCAUAUAUAACAGAUCUUGAUAAUAUUGUGGACGACAAACUUUUGGUCAUGCAGGUGAUUAAGUUCAAGAAUAAAAUACUCGACAUGUUAUUGAACUUUUUACUUCAAGCAUCAGCGAAGAUUCCUAUAAGUGAUGUCAACUUUGCUAAGUUGACUGCAAACUUGUUCGAUUUGGUCCCCAUUGUGCAUUCAACAUCAAGCUAUGAUGUAUACAAAGCUUUAUUGAAAAGGCUUUAUAGUAUCAAUUCCGUUUUGUUUACGACGCAGUUAUCCACAGCAAGCAAAGUUAGUAAGAGUGAGAUUGAGCAAUUCGUGGGUAUUGAUAAUAUUCUCUAUUUCAAUGGCAAGGAUACCACAUUGUUCAAUGCGGUUAGUGAAUUGACAGAGAUUGCUCCUGGGCAUCCAAAUCUCAAAAUGUCACCACUUAAAAAUCCGUCAGACUUUACUAUGCUCAUGCCUGUUCGUUCUGAGUCGGAUGGGGCAAUUUUAAUACAGGAUGCAGAGAUGGAAAAAUAUGGACAGCGAUUCAAAGCGGAAGAUAAUGACUCAAUUGCAACUAACUCUCCUGGCAUAGUUAAGGAGGAACCACCGUGGAAUGAGAAGGAUGUCUUUAUGGAAGAUUCGGAACCUGGGCUAUUGAUGGAAACUCAAAAAAAUGUAUCCAACUCUGGAUCAAAGCAUGAACCAUUGGCUAUACACGAUUUAGCUCAAAGAAAUUCCAUUCACAUGGAGGAAUGGAAGCAUAACAAAAAAGACUAUUCACAAGAGACAACUGAGAAGGAAAAUACUACGAAGUCACUGUCUUCGCUUUCAUCAAAUGAGUUGGCGGAUGAUUUUGCACAAGUAAAACUCACAAAUCCUACAAACACCAUCCAAACGUUCAUUGAAAAGGUUGAUCCUCUCAGCAAACUUUCAAGUAAGAAUAAGCCUAUAUUCAUUUUUGAAGAUUGCAAAAUGGGAUCUCCCGAGAAGGCGAAGGAGUACAGCUACUCAGAACUUAAUUGGUUCAAUUUUCUGGUGGCAAAAUUGUCUUUGGAAAGCCACUUUAGUGAAGGCAAUGAUCAAAGCAUUGAAGAAUUCAAAAUGUUAUGCAAAGAAUUGGAUAAGUCAACAGUUAAUACUAACCAGUUGACCAAGCUACUCAUGUUUAUCCAAGGAAACCAAAGUGCUGAAUUUUCUGAAUUUUACGACAACGAAGGCUAUCAACUUCUAGAACGGUCAUUAUGGGCAUCAUUUCAGUCGACCACGUUUGAGAAUCAGAUGAAUCUGUUAUUGGUUUUAAAGCAAAUCUUUAUAAGUCGAAAGCGAGUUGAUUUGGGCCAAUUAUGGCAAAUGCUCCUUUUAAUAUCUAGUAAGGGAGACACUGAUCCCCUCCUCGAAAUGAUGGUUGCUAUUGGGGAAGUUUUUGAUGAAGCAUUACGAAGCAGUUUUUCCAGCGGAGAACUAACGACCAUUGUUCUCGAUACCUUGAGAGAUUCGAAGAAUGUUUCGCAGAAAUCGACGUUGUUUGCGCUAGAAUGUUUGCUUAAGUUAAUGUCUGUUGGAACACUUACACUCAAAAUCAACAAAGAUUUGGUGACGAAGCUCCGUGAUAUUCUCAAUCCGUUCAUUAAUCAUCAUGACACAGAAAUGCGAAAGCUUGCAUUCCAAAUCUAUGGGAGGAUCAUGCGGGCCGUUUCGGGUUAG
Messenger RNA from Clavispora lusitaniae ATCC 42720, 3963 nucleotides. RefSeq lists its product as uncharacterized. Gene Ontology annotation, molecular function: microtubule binding. The record is from RefSeq and is a predicted model, not a curated record. Gene Ontology annotation, biological process: mitotic spindle assembly; astral microtubule depolymerization. Gene Ontology annotation, cellular component: mitotic spindle midzone; spindle microtubule; mitotic spindle. Lineage: Eukaryota; Fungi; Ascomycota; Pichiomycetes; Serinales; Metschnikowiaceae.